AUCGAAGAUGGGAUUUAAUUAUUAAAUUCUCUAGCCACAGUUGUUGUUUUUAUACCUCCCCUCCCCCAAAACACACAUACAAAGCUCAGCAUGGGCGAGAGUCUCAACCAAUUGAUAUGACUAUUCGGCUUGAGUGGCAUCCACUUCGGACCAAUGGAGAGCUGGCUGGGGAAGGUCCCGUUCCCUCAAUCGCAGAGAUGACGCAACGUAUUUCACCUCGUCAACCGAACCUGGCCGGUGGGCGGGGUCUCCGUGAAGAGGAUGAUGGACAGUUCCCCCAUUCGACCAAUCGAGCGCGCGGACCCUCCUCUCUCCCUGCCUCCACAAUGCUGGCUGGGUGGGAGAAUACGGCGACGUAAGCAUGGGUCGAUCCAAUGAGCAGGCGGGAGGGGAGGAAUUGGGCUGGGCGAAGACGAUAGUAAAGCUGGGUUACGCUCUCCUGGCGUCGCUUAACUUUUGUUUCGCUUGGCCCACCCUCUCGCCCGUUCACGGAGGGUGAAAAAAAAAGAGCGAAGGAAUAUGAGCGAGUGGAUGUGUGAGCGCCUCUCUCCUGUCAAAAAGUGGUCGGCGAAGCAAAGCCAGGAGUGGACGUCGCCAACAUCGAACGUGCACCGAGUGGGAAUCCUGUUGUCGGCUGCCGAUUAACCGCCGGCCGUUCUAGAGCGUCCGUUUCCCGGAGUGACGGCGCGAGGCCAACUGCUGGUGCGCGAGAGCGUGGAGGGGGAGGGAGGAGUGUGGGAGAUACGAGGGAACACUUACCCUGCUCUGAUUUCCCCCUCCCCCUUUCAUUUGAUUCCCUCCCUUCCACAACUUCAUUCCCCUGCAGUAAUCCUGGUUUGGGAGCGGAGAAAUCUUCUGAAAGGCACUGGACAGCGUUGGGGGUGUGGGGCGGAGUGGGGUUUAUUUUAAGGAAAAAAAGAGGGGGGGGGGGGGUUGACAACGGCACCUCCUUUCUCUUCACUUCCCCCCAAGCAAAUGGGUUCGAGAGGGUGAGAAGAUGGCAGCGACGGACCUGUGAGAGUGCAGAGUGAAGCGGCGCACAUCUCCCUUCUCAGGACCCCCUUUCAACAGCAUCGACCCCGCCGUAGUCCGAGUUUGUGAAACCCCUAUUUCCACAUUCACCCCGCCAUGGCUCCGAGUCACGGGGUACGGCUUUAAUACUUUUUUUUUGUGAUUACGAUCCUGCAGUGAAGCGAAGCCGGGCGUCCCGGCGCCGAUAGCCUCCUCCUACCCAAGCCUCCUUUCCCCCUAUCUCUCCGUCCACUCGGGCAGCGUCUGAGUCUCCCCAUCAUGAGCGAAGGGACCGCUUCCGCCACGGCCGGCUCCCCGCUGGACAUCGACAUCGACCCGGACUUCGAGCCGCAGAGCCGGCCCCGCUCCUGCACCUGGCCCCUGCCCCGUCCAGACCUGCCCGCCUCCUCUUCCCCGGGCAAGAGCGAGCCCACCGACGCUGCCCAGAUGAUCCCCGAGGAGGAAGAAGAGGAUGAAGAAGAUUUGCUCGGCUCCGCUGCCGCGGGAGAGCCGGAGCCGGAGUCCGAGCCGCCUGGAGGAGACGCUUUGAAGAAGAAGCAGCAGCAACCGGCGGGGCUGAGCGGCCCCCGAGGUUCUCGCUCUCCAUCCUCGGCCCAUUCCCCCGGAGGCGGCGGCCUCAGUGCAGGAGGAGGCGCGGGGCCCCAACAGCGGAAAGCCUCGUCCCGCAGGAACGCCUGGGGCAACAUGUCGUACGCAGAUCUGAUCACGAAAGCUAUUGAGAGCUCCCCAGACAAGAGACUAACCCUGUCCCAGAUCUACGACUGGAUGGUCCGCUCCGUGCCCUACUUCAAGGAUAAAGGAGACAGCAACAGUUCGGCCGGCUGGAAGAAUUCAAUCCGCCACAACCUUUCAUUGCAUAGCAGAUUUAUCAGGGUGCAGAAUGAAGGUACAGGCAAAAGUUCUUGGUGGAUGAUCAAUCCAGACGGUGGAAAAGGUGGAAAGUCUCCACGAAGACGUGCUGUUUCUAUGGACAAUAGCAACAAAUACGUAAAAAGCAGGGGAAGAGCAGCAAAGAAAAAGGCAGCUCUGCAAGCUGCACAAGAGGCUAAUGCUGAAAGUCCAUCGCAACACACAAAAUGGCCUGGUAGCCCAACAUCCCGAAGUAGCGAUGAAUUUGAUGCAUGGACAGACUUUCGUUCUCGUACAAACUCAAAUGCUAGUACUUUGAGUGGGCGGCUUUCUCCUAUAAUAGCCAAUCCUGAACUAGACCAUGUGCAAGAUGAUGAUGCUGCUCCAUUGUCUCCCAUGCUGUACUCCAGUCCAUCCAGUGUUUCCCCCACUGCAAGUAAACCAUGUUCUGUUGAGCUGCCUAGGUUGACUGACAUGGCUGGAACCAUGAACUUGAAUGAUGGAUUGGCAGAACACCUGAUGGAUGAUUUACUGGAUAACAUUAGCUUGACUCCUACUCAGCAAUCAUCACCAGGAGGUCUUGUGCAAAGGAGCUCAAGUUUUACUUACGGCUCAAAGAGUUCUGCUUUGGGCUCUUCAAACGGUUUCAGUAAUUCAAUAUUUGGGCCACCUGCUUUGAAUGCUUUACGUCAGACUCCCAUGCAAACCAUUCAGGAAAAUAAGCAAGCUACUUUUUCUUCCAUUUCUCGUUUUGGCAGCCAAACUUUGCAAGAUCUUCUUGCAUCUGAUUCUUUAAGUCACAGUGAUGUUAUGAUGACUCAGACCGAUCCUCUGAUGUCACAAGCGAGUUCGGCAGUGUCUUUACAAAAUUCACAUAGAAAUCUGCUUCACAAUGAUCCAAUGAUGUCAUCGUUCCCCACCCAAUCUAAUGCAGCAAAUCAUAAUCCACUGCAUCGCCAGUCUCCACCUCAGAGUUCUGCACUUAGUGGCAAUAGUGCCUUGUCAAACUCCAUGAGUCAUGUAGCUUUACCAACAGACUCUAACACAAACUCUAGUAAGCAUCAGCUGCAGUCAUCUGCCAAUCAGUCUAUGCAAAUAGGAUUGUCAGACACAUUAUCUGGCCCUCUGUCAUAUCCUGGUAGCAUGAUUCUUCCUGCUGUGGGUCAAGAUAGGUUCCCUAGUGAUCUGGACUUGGAUAUGUUUAAUGGAAGUUUAGACUGUGAUGUGGAAUCCAUCAUUCGCAAUGAACUCAUGGAUGCAGAUGGGUUAGACUUUAACUUUGAUUCACUUAUAUCUGCUCAGAAUGUUGUGAAUCUGAAUGUGGGAACCUUCACUGGUGCUAAACAAACAUCAACACAGAGUUGGGUUCCAGGUUGAAAUCGCCUAAUAAUGGCGGAAGCAGGUUAGUGAACUGAAGACUUUUGCCAAAUCUGCUGUCAAGAUAGUAUGAAUUUGAUUAUAGUAAAUUUAUUCGACAGCUGUAAAUCUGACAUUUCAUCUGCAAAGGGGAUAGUUCUUGGAACUGCAUAUCAAUACAAAAGUUGUAAACCAGAAGAAUGCGAACUCAAGUUAAAAUGAAUCCUGAACUGUCUGAAAAUGAAAUUGUUGUAAAGUUUCCCUGGUGUCCCAUGAUCUUUAACCCUGUAAAAAUUGUUGAUUGAUACGGGUAGGUGCAUAUUUUAAGUUUUAGUAUUCCUGUCUGAGAUCAGCAUCUGCCCACAGCCUCCAUUGUAUAGCUAUCAUUGAAGUAUUGGUGGAAUGGGACUGAUGAACAGUGUCAUCAAAGGUAUGAAUAUUGAUGAAGAAAUGAACACAUACUUACUGAAUAAAACAAGACAAAUUGGCAUCAUCAGAAUGCCAGAAGAUUUAUUAUACAGAUGAAGGUUUCCAUCCUUGUUAAUCUGCUAAUCUGCAGUUGAUUAACAGGUAUUUUUAAGUAAUUUGAAACUGCAUGACCUUAAUAAUAGAAGUUGAAGUGUGACUUUGAACUUUACAAUUUAUGACCCUACAUUGUUUGGUCUUUUAUAAUAGUGUCAAGGAGCCCAGUUUAGUGGUAGUGGGUAGGGAAGGGAUGAUUUAAAAAAAAGCAUUAAUAUUUCAACAUGGCAUCUAAUUGAGAAUAAUACUGCUUGUAAAUCUUUUGCUUAAUUUUACAAAGCAAUCUUUUGAACAAAUCUUUAUCUUGAGAGAGUUAAGUAGUUGGAAGAGGAGCGACUUUCAUAUGUUUACAAAUUAUCUUAUUUUAGAGAGAACAGCCAAAAUUUUCUCUCUGAAGUAAUCUUUGCAUGAAUUGAAAUCUAAAGUGUAUUCGCAAGAUUGGAAAAUUUGACCUAUAUACACAUCCAUCAUUGUAGAGAACUUUCUAAGAAGUGCAUCUUUUUAAUGCAAUUUUAAAAAUUUUCUUUCUUACCCAUUGAGUACAGAUUUAUCUGUUCUAAGGACAAAUCAUAUCAGCAGAUAACAAACUGCCUCCCUUCUGAACAGAGCCCACCUUGGUCAACUGUAAUGUAUUUUUUUCUGUAGAUACACUUACAUUUCAGUUGAUUUGCAUACUGCAUUUCUGUAUGGCAUUUGUACAUUUAUUGGAAGUUUUGUGUAAUCUUUAUCAUGUUUUUGAAGAGUUUCUAUAUAAAUACAGACCAGCUCAGAUUACAUCAAUUUAUGCAUAUUUCUUCAAACUUGUGUAAGAUUUUCUGUAUACAAAAGGGUGAUGCACAUUUAUAUUUUAUGGGCAGAGACAAAUCAUUAUUAUGCAUGACUAUUCAGUAGGUAAAUUAGUUUGUCUCAGUUCAUUGCAUGAAAUUCCAGGUUGUCACGCUCAUUGAUGUUAGUGCCCCUGGAGAGCUAGCAGUGAAACAAAAUGUGAUUGAAUAUUGUUGUAUAACUUGGCCGUCUCGUAUAAAUGGAUACUAGUCCUUUCAUCAUGCAAUUUACUAUUCUAUUUGUAGAAUGAUAGCAUAUCAAUUAUGAUCACUGAAUUAUUUUUGUCAAAUGUAAAUGAGUUUAAGAUGGUAUAUUCAUUCUAGCUGUUUCUGUUCAGCAUUUUCACUAAAUUUGUAAUAUUUAAGUAACUUCUAAAUCAGUAUUUGGAGAGUUCUGCACAAGUCAGUUUUCUUGAAUUUGCAUGGUAGAAUAGCAAUUAAACUGCUUAUGUUCCUGAUAUGCUAUGUUUGGGUCUUACUAAAAUUGAAUCAGCCACUUAGUUCUCAUCCAGGCUGUAAAGGUUUGGCAAAUCUCAGGCUGGCAUCUCAGGAUGUGGAGAGAAGAUUCUGCAGGGAUCUACAGCAAAUGCACAUUCUCACAGCUUCUUCAUGAUGCAAGUAUAUUCGUGGAAGUGACAGACCAGUUGACAGGUGUAAAAUAAAAAUACUUCCACUGCAAACACUUACAAAACCAAACUAAUUUUAAACUUACUUCAUAUUAAUCUGACCUUUUAAAACUCAUGUAUCCUGUGCAAGAUUUAAAUUUUGUAGCCAAAUUACUGCCUUAGCUCACUCUAACAUGGUUCACAUCACCAAUCACUUGCCUCUUGGUUAAAUAUAUUUGGUUUGAUGAAGCUGCCAUAGUUCUAGAUUCUGAAACAGGCCAUGCAAUAUUUUAUUUUUAUGUCCACCCUUCGGUUAAUUCAGCCUAUAUAUGUUAUUCAGAUUUUGCGGUGUUUAGCAUUGGUUAAAAUUGAGUUGUAAAUGCCCUACAACUUGUUUUUACAAUGCAUACUUUGAGUUGCAAGAAGUCUGUAAAACCACUAUAUUGAGAAAAGGUAUACUGUGUAAUGGUACAGAUGAAUAUACUAUCUUCUCUUAUUUCUUCACACCCCCAACUCACACUCAAAUGUUAGUUUUAACAGGAAAAGGAUGGUUCUUUUGAAUUGUGGGUUUUUAAUUGCAUAAAUUAUUGGUAUGUAUUGCCCUGUGUAUUUCAUUAAUCUGUGCUCUUAAAAGAGUACGCAUGUAAAAUAAAGCUUGAUAACACUAUUGAAUUGAA
Molecule: messenger RNA, 5865 nt
Organism: Chiloscyllium plagiosum (whitespotted bambooshark)
Lineage: Eukaryota; Metazoa; Chordata; Chondrichthyes; Orectolobiformes; Hemiscylliidae
Product: forkhead box protein O3
Biological process (GO): regulation of transcription by RNA polymerase II
Cellular component (GO): mitochondrial matrix; nucleus
Molecular function (GO): RNA polymerase II cis-regulatory region sequence-specific DNA binding; DNA-binding transcription factor activity, RNA polymerase II-specific
Source: RefSeq, a predicted model, not a curated record